GUACUUUUCAAAAUGGUCUGCCGCUGUUAGUCCAGUUUGAGUGGGAAAUUUCAUAUCGGUGCCUGUUCGAGACCAAGUAUUUCACUUUAAUCUGAUCUGUAGAUAUUGCAACAAACGUGUUAUGGUAGCAUGACUCCGUCGAAGAACGGCAUGUCGAACCUCAUCGAUAGGACGAUGAGGAUGAGACGGGAGGAACAGGAGAGACAGGUGGUCCUCGCCUGGGCUGUUCUAAAUGUAUCACUCGCUGGGAUGAUCUACACUGAAAUGUCUGGAAAACUGCUCAGUCGGUACUACAACAUUACAUACUGGCCUAUCUGGUACAUUGAGCUGGCCUUGGCAGCUCUGUUUAGCCUCAACGCCCUCUUUGACUUCUGGAAGUACUUCAAGUACACUAUGGCUCCUUCCUCUAUUGUUGUCUCUCCGGAUCAGCAUCGUCUCCUUGGGCUAGGCAACUCUGGCAUCAAGGCCUCCCCUCCAUCGAAGCCAGAGAAGAAGGAGAGUCCUGCUGCCACCCAGUCCUCCCCCCUGCAGGGGCAGAACGUGCUCAGCUUCAGCCCUUCGCGUCCGGCCAGCGCCAGCCCCAAGUUCUCGCCCAGCUGCGUGCCCGGCUACAGCCCCCCCCUCACCAGCCCCUCCACCCCGGGCAGCACAGGGCCCUACUCUCCCUCACUUGCCUUCGGAAAGGUGUUGAACUACAGUCCGUCCCCUGGCUCCCCUCCCUACCCCAGUAGCCUUGGCCCCGCUGAGGGCUCCAGCCUGAGGGCGCGCUACCGCACGUCCCCCUCCGUCUUCAACUCCCCCGGCGGGAAGGAGGACUACAUCGACGACCUGAAGGGCCUGGAGCGGUUCCUGCGCUCUGAGGAGGAGAAGAGCCACCGCAGCCAGUUGGGAAGCCCAGAGUCGGCGUCCCCAGCGCACAGUCCCACCUUCUGGAACUACAACCGCUCGGUGGGAGACUACGCCCAGAGCCUGCGCAAGUUCCAGUACCAGCUGGCCUGCCGCUCGCAGGCCCCCUCCGCCCACAAGGACGAGACCGACCUGGGCUCCAAGCAGGCCGCCGAGGAGGUCUGGGCCAGAAUAACUACCAGUCGCCUUGUGGUUGACAGUAUUGACACAUGGACUGCUAAAUUGAGAAAUUGGAUUAAUGACACCAUCCUGGUCCCUCUGGUGAAGGAGAUCGACUCCAUCAAUAGCCAGCUCAGGAGGAUGGGCUGCCCUGAGCUGCAGGUCGGAGAGACGAGCAUUAGCAGCCUGAAGCAGGCAGCGGUGACCAAGGCCUCGGCCAUCCCGACCCUCAACGCCAUCGUGCAGUACCUGGACGUCAGCCCCAACCAGGAGUACCUUGUGGAGCGCAUCAGAGAGCUGGCUCAUAGUGGCUGCAUGAGCUCCUUUCGUUGGAACGGGGGCGGAGACGUGAAGAACAGGAAGUGGGACACAGACCUGCCCACUGACUCUGUGGUUCUGAUGCACGUGCUGUGCACGUACCUGGACUCCAGGCUGCCCCCACACCCAAAGUACCCAGAUGGGAAAACCUUCACCUCACAGCACUUCAGCCAGACCCCAGACAAGCCUGAUGUGACCAAUGAGAAUCUCUUCUGCAUCCAUCACAGCAGCAUAAACCCUCCCCACUACCAGCUCAUCUAUCAGGGCCAUGUGUACAGCCUGCCUAAGGGCCGGAACAACCUGUUCCACACAGUCCUCAUGUUCCUGUUCAUCAUAAAGACCAAGGAGUCGGGGAUGCUGGGGAGAGUAAACCUGGGCUUGUCUGGCGUCAACAUCCUCUGGAUCUUCGGAGACUGAGGCUCUGCCUCCACCCGCACCUUUUAAAGCACAUCACAUACGGACAGCCGACUCCUCCAGCACAAAGAUGAAUGCUCUUCCACCGAGGUUGAUGGCAGAUACAAUACGCAGACUAUAGGUGGCACGCACACCAGUGUGCACUGCAAUACUCUCAUUGCCACGGUUACCAGUGUUUACUAAUAGUGCUGUAUUUACGACUGCUAGAUUACGAGAAGACACUGUUAUCUUAACGGCAUUACUGAAUGUGAAUGCUUGCUUAAAAGAAAAACUCCAGCCAGUGUCUGGCCUGUCGUACCUCAUCAAAUGUCAAAUUUGAAUUUGCGUGCAUGUGUGCUCUUUUUUUUUUAAAGUAGCUCGUUUUGUUUUUAGUCGUAAGUCAGGCUUGUAUAUAAUGAACGGGAGGGUUUGUGUACGUGUGGAGUUUAAGGAACCCACAGUGGUUUGAAUGUAUAUAAGCGUGCAUUAUAUUUUUAAAAACAUUUCUCAUUAGAAUGUCCUGAUGCUCGUCAGGGUGUGGGUCCUUUGUGUGCUUGAUUUUGUGACUUUGGUUUGCUUUGAGUUACGUGGUUGCUCUUCAUCACUGACUGUAGUAAGCAUGGAGUGGCAUGGAGCUUGUGCCCCUGGCCUGCUUGACUGCUAGCGUACUGUGUUCGGGGCAGACAUGAUCACACUCAAGUCAGGCGGCUCUCUAUUUAAGACCGAAUGACUGUGUCUGGGACCAUCAGGUGUAGAUCCAGCACAGAUACACAUACUUGUCUGCCCCUGACUGGCUGUGUCUUCUUGACCUGAUCUAGACUCACACUGUACUGAACUGAACAGGCUUUUCUUGACCUUAACUGACUAUGCUAGAGUAGAGCUGGUCUUGGUCUAUAGCCGAUCCACUGAAUAAAUCUGUCCCAGGGGCAACUGCUAUCUGUGACACUUCCCAUACAUGGACUAAGUCCAAUAUAGUCCUAGACUAGAAGAGCCCUUCAAUGAAGAUCUUUUCCGUCCAGGUUUGGGCUUAAUCCAUUCUUGGGAAACCGACCCUAUGUGUCUGGGAAUGGACGUUCGUUAAGUCAGAUGAGACUAGAUUAGCCAAACCUGUCUAUGUGCCAAAGUCCACUCUGCCUGAAAUAGCCAUUUGGAUGGCGGGUCUGUUCAAAAGGGCUUCUUGUCGUUUUUUACCCACUAUGUUAAAAGAGUGGGGACCAGGGACUGCUGACACUGACUGCAUACAGUGAUUGAUCUUUUUUUGUAUUGAUCUCAUGUUGAUGUAAAUUGUUAUUAAAUAACAAAGGAAGACCUUUCAGAACUGUGUCAUUUCCUUU
Molecule: messenger RNA, 3110 nt
Organism: Sardina pilchardus (European sardine)
Lineage: Eukaryota; Metazoa; Chordata; Actinopteri; Clupeiformes; Clupeidae
Gene: tmem209
Product: transmembrane protein 209
Exons: 15
Coding region: 130-1800 (556 amino acids)
Cellular component (GO): membrane
Source: RefSeq, a predicted model, not a curated record